Dinoponera quadriceps is the source of this 2415-nucleotide messenger RNA. RefSeq names its product nucleolar complex protein 2 homolog (gene Noc2). Gene Ontology annotation, cellular component: Noc1p-Noc2p complex; nucleoplasm; nucleolus. The record is from RefSeq and is a predicted model, not a curated record. The transcript has 12 exons. Lineage: Eukaryota; Metazoa; Arthropoda; Insecta; Hymenoptera; Formicidae. Gene Ontology annotation, biological process: ribosomal large subunit biogenesis; negative regulation of transcription by RNA polymerase II. Gene Ontology annotation, molecular function: histone binding; transcription corepressor activity. Bases 190 to 2355 code for a protein of 721 amino acids.
GCUUUUUUGCUUUUCUGUCAAGUUGUGAACUCUUCUUCGAUUCUUUCGAAGGCGGGAAGGAAGUACUCGUGCACGUGGGAAUUUUCGAUCUUUUUAUAAACUAUACUUUUAUAUUUAUAAUUAUCUAUAGCGCGUAUAUGUAUAUUUAUAACUUUUUUAAAUAAAGAUUUCAGAUUAAGAAUUUUAAAAAUGAAAGCGCAGAAGGUACGUCGAAAGAAUUCUAAAUUGGUUGCCGGGAGGAAAAAAAAGGACUUGAGCAAAGUAACCACAGAAGAAUUCUUCAAACAAGAUUUUGAAAAUGAUACAGACAGCGAUGGCACCGACGAGCAGAAUGAAGGGAAAGGUGAUGAAAACAGUGAACAGGAAGAUAGCGACAGCGGUGGAAGUAACCUGGAUCCAGCUGAGCAUAAAAUGUCCUUAAUGAAAUUAAAGGAUACAGAUCCGGAGUUUUACAAGUACUUAAAAGACAACGAUAAGAACCUUUUGGAAUUUAAAAUAUCGGAUGACGAAGGUGACGAUGAUUCAACAAAUGAAUUUGAUAACAAACAUAUCCCUAAUGAAAAUCUAGAGGUUGCUAGUGACGACAGUGAUUUUGAACCGGAGGAAACAGAUAUCACUGAGGAUGGUUCUAAAAACAAAAUAACAUUGCAAUUGCUGAAAACUUGGCAAGAGAAAAUACUUACAGACAAAUCACUAACUACUAUUAAAUGCGCCGUGGAUGCCUUUCAUGCAGCUCUGAACACUGUUGCUGAAUCAGGCGAUACGACUACAAUGCGAUACAAGGUAGAAGGAAGUGCAGUAUUUAAUGGUGUGGUACAAUUAUGCAUAAUGCACUUGCCUGAUGCGUUCAAGUCCUUUUUGAAACUUGAAUCAGUGUCCAAAGAUCUGCAUAAAUCCAAGAGAUUUCCAAAGAUGCGAGGCAUCUUAAAAUUAUAUUUGGCGGAUUUACUUAAGAUAUUACAAAGCGUCUCGUCGGCUAAUAUUAUCACAGUACUGUUGAAGCAUCUUUAUCAAAUGUUGCCCUACACGCAGUCAUUUUCAUCCUUGACGAAACCAUUACUAAGGAUUUUAGUGAAGCUAUGGUCAACUGGAGAGGAAAAUGUUCGCGUCGUAGCCUUCAUAAAUAUAUUUCGCAUCGCAACAAAUCACGCAGAAUCCGUGCUGGAGAUGCUGUUGAAGACUAUGUAUGUGAAAUAUGUCGAGAAUGCCAAAUUCGUCUCACCCAACACACUAGCGGAGAUUAAUUUCAUGAGGCACUCUUUGGCUGAAAUUUAUCUGCUUGAUCAUAAUCUUUCUUAUAGCCACGCCUUCCUUUACGUCAGACAACUAGCCAUCCAUUUAAGAAAUGCUACAACACUAAAGAAGAAGGAAAACUUCCAAGCUGUAUACAAUUGGCAAUAUAUAAAUUCUCUACGCUUUUGGACAGAGUUAAUAUCCAAGUCAAAGAAAUCGAUGCUGCGGUCUUUGCUAUAUCCGCUGGUGCAGAUAAUUACAGGAACGGUAAAAGUCAUCCCAACUGCGCAAUAUUAUCCGUUGCGAUUCCACUGCGUGCAGAUGUUGGUCACAAUUUCUAAGGAAACUGGAACAUUUAUACCAAUUUUACCGUUUCUUCUUGAGAUAUUAGAUUCUUAUGAUUUUAACAAGAAGCACAAGACCGUAUCAAUGAAGCCUGUGCCGCUUAUGUGUAUAUUGAGAAUGUCAAAAUCUCAGCUCGCGGAAAACGGUUUUAAGGACAGCGUCGUCGAAAGCGUGUAUCAACUUAUAUUGGAGAAUGCAGCGAACGAAAGUCACACAAUAUACUUUCCAGAUGUAUACAUACCUUGCAUAAUACAGUUAAAAGCGUUCCUGAAGAAGUGCCGCGUGGCGAGUUAUUGUCGAAAGAUCAAGCAGCUGUUGGAAAAAAUCGAAGAGAAUAGGAAGUAUAUCGAAACCGAGCGUAUUAAAGGACCUAUUGAUUUAAAGAACACGGUGGAGAUUGCAAAUUGGGAAAACAGGAUAAAGACGGACGGCACCGCGAUUGCCAAGUUUUACGCCUCGUGGAUCAAACUUCACGAGUCGCAGAAACUGAAGUUGCUCACGAAGACCGAGGAGGUGUCGGAAUACAAGCUGCCCGUUGUGAAGAAAUCGAAGAAACGGCAACACGACGAGCAGUUUGAGGAAGAGAGUGACGAUGAGAGCGAAUUCGAAUUGCGGGUAAAAGGAACGAACGGCGAUACCGGGAAAAAACCGACGACCAGUAAGCCGAAAAAAUCAAAGAAGAAAAUUAAGAUAUCCAAAAAGAAUAUCGAAAGUGAAGAAUUGCCGAGAGAGAAUACGGAUAUUGUUCAAGAUAUUAAUAGUGACGAUUGGAAUUGAGAAUUGUAUCCGUGUAACUACUGUUAAGUUUAUAGUGCAAAAAUAAAUACAUGUAUUUAA